AGUGCACAGCGUCUUGCACCGAAAUCAGAGUGAGGGUGAUAUUGAUACAGACGUCCUGGAAGAGAGAGGCAAUGGCGAGAGACAUAGACGAUCUGCCGAAGAACAAGGCAAACUUCUCAGCUCUCACGCCGAUAUGGUUCCUGGAGCGGGCUGCGACGAUUCACCCGAACCGGCUAUCACUGAUCCAUGGCUCGGUCACCUUCACUUGGCUUGAAACUCACCAGCGAUGUCUCCGGUUGGCCUCCGCUCUCUCCAAGCGCUCCAUCGGCGUUGGUAGCACGGUUGCAGUGAUUGCGCCGAAUGUGCCUGCCAUGUAUGAAGCUCAUUUCGGAGUUCCCAUGACCGGAGCUGUCAUAAAUUGUGUUAAUAUACGUCUAAAUGCGCCGACGAUUGCAUUUCUUCUCGAGCAUUCAUCUUCUGCCGUGGUAAUGGUGGACCAAGAAUCCUUUCCGUUGGCUGAGGAAGCUCUGCAGAUAAUAGCGGAGAGGAGUGAGAAAGACUAUAAGCCUCCACUUCUGAUCGUCAUAGCCGAUGGAAGCUGUGACCGUGGAAAACUCGAACACGCUUUGGCAAAAGGGGCAAUUGAGUACGAGGAAUUUUUGGAGACCGGCGAUCUGGAAUUUGCCUGGACACCACCGGAAGAUGAGUGGCAGAGCAUUAGCCUUGGCUAUACUUCCGGCACGACCGCCAGUCCGAAGGGAGGUUUAAGCCAUCGAGGCGCGUACCUGAUGUGCAUAAAUUGCCCUCUUGUCUGGGGGAUGAAUGAAGGAGCCAUCUACUUGUGGACUUUGCCGAUGUUUCACUGUGAUGGCUGGUGUUUCACCUGGUCGCUGGCAGCUUUGUGUGGAACCAGCAUAUGCCUUAGACAGGUAACAGCGAAGGCAAUUUACUUGGCCAUCGCCGAACAUGGAGUGACUCACUUCUGCUCUGCGCCCGUGGUUUUGAACACCAUCGUCAACGCAGCACCUGAAGAAACCAUUCUCCCUCUCCCUCACACCGUCCACGUAAUGACCGCCGGUGCUGCCCCGCCCCCUUCCGUUCUUCAAGGGAUGUCCCAAAAAGGCUUCCGGGUCACGCACGUAUAUGGCCUCUCGGAAAUAUCCGGUCCUUCCACGAUCUGCGCAUGGAAGCCCGAGUGGGAUUCGCUGUCGCCGGAACAUCAAGCCCGCCUCCAUGCACGCCAGGGCGUUCGUAGCACCGUGCUCGAAGGUCUCGACAUCGUGAGCACUCCCGACAUGAAACCUGUCCCCGCCGACGGUAAAACCAUCGGAGAGAUCGUGAUGCGGGGCAACACGGUCAUGAAAGGCUACUUAAAAAACCCGAUAGCCAAUGAGGAGGCCUUUGCCGGGGGGUGGUUCCACACCGGGGAUCUCGGCGUGAAACAUCCGGACGGAUACAUCGAGAUCAAGGACAGGUUAAAGGACAUCAUCAUCUCCGGAGGCGAAAACAUAAGUAGCGUGGAGAUCGAGAAUACGCUGUACACUCAUCCGGCGAUUCUGGAGGCGUCCGUGGUGGCGAGGCCCGAUAGCCGAUGGGGAGAGUCUCCUUGCGCGUGGGUGACGCUUAAGUCGGGAGUGGACGCGUCCGACGAGCGGCGGUUAGCGAAUGACAUAAUGAAGUAUUGCCGGGAGAAGAUGCCGGGUUAUUGGAUCCCCAAGUCCGUCGUCUUCGGGCCGUUGCCGAAGACGGCGACGGGGAAGAUACAGAAGAACUUGCUGAGGGCCAAGGCGAAGGAAAUGGAACCUGUCAGCUACGUCAAGUCGUGAUUGGCACCGUGGCCGAGAUGGGUCUGAUCUCAAAGAGCAAAUCAAAAGGUUGAAAUAACCGUUAACAUGCGAAGCUGAUCAAGGCACCAACGUUGCAAUGACGGGCUGUGGAGUUGGUGGUCUACUCUAACUGCCUUUGAACAGAACUAGACCUCUAUCUAUUUUGUACUCUUGAAGAAUAAAAUAAAUAAAUAAAAAAUUAUUUGCAGUUGGUCAA
Messenger RNA from Eucalyptus grandis, 1983 nucleotides. RefSeq names its product acetate/butyrate--CoA ligase AAE7, peroxisomal. NCBI's taxonomy places the organism in Eukaryota, Viridiplantae, Streptophyta, Magnoliopsida, Myrtales, Myrtaceae. The record is from RefSeq and is a predicted model, not a curated record.